AGCAGCCCCAUUCCUGUCGUUUCCUUCCCACUCACUAAUGCACUCCUGCCUCAUUUGCCGUACUUAACGGGCCUGACAAGUCAUUUUGCCAGUUUGUUCUCUGGAGGUUGGCCAACUUACCACCAGCCGAACGAUGCAUUGGCCUCGGCCGCAGUUUUGAAAACUGCCACAAUUGGUGUCUUGCUUGGGUGGUUUCUCAUUGCUAUCUGUUUCCGGGCAGUCUGUUCUCUGGUCUAUCGCGUCUGGAUCCGCCUCAUUCCUUCCCAAGCAUGCUCAUUCGGUCUCCCACUGUGUCAUCCCUCAAAUCGCCAGUCAGCCUGCUCUGUGACCGAGGCUCGCGGCAAGCUGGACAGUGGCCAUUGACAGCCUUGGUCGUGAUCGCUCCAAAUAAACCCGCCCACUACCCGGUCCCGUCGCCAUGUCCAAACAGUCGUCCAAGUCCAGCAAAAAGCAGAAACGAGAGGAACAGUCAGAGUCUGAUAGCGAUGACGAUCUGCAGCCAAUCCAUUUCUUUGUUCCAGGGGAGAACAUCAACGCCGCAGUGCUUGUCGACUACAUAACGCAGUACGUCGAUAGAACCGCAAAGAUCACGUCAAGUCAUCAUCCAACUGAUAAGUCGCGAACAGGCUUCAACGUGUCCGCAAAGAAGACACUCAAUGCCGUUAGCCUCCGCGACAUCAUCAACGACUCGAAAGACUGGGAUCUAGAGACACAAAGCAAGAAAUUCCGAAAAGACCCAUACCGAUAUGCAGACUCGGAAACAGCCCGCCGGCGUGGGCGUCAAGGCGCAUCAAGAGGUGGCACGACUCGUCCAGCACAACAACGAUCGACACGGGAAGCAUCGGCGGAGCCUGAGAGUUACCGACGAGACAAGGUCACCGGUCCUACAACCACGGGCAAUGUUCCCGCACAGUAUUCCUAUCAGGGGUCACAGUCCCCAAAUGCAGGCGGAUACUAUCAGCCUCCCCCAAAGGCAGACUAUGGUUCGAGCACAAAUUAUAUCUACAACAACGUAAAUGCCACUUCUUUCAGUGCUAACCUGCCUGCCAACACUGCCCAAUACCCAUCCGGUCAAUACCAGAGCGCCUAUCCUCAACCUCAGAAAACAUAUUCUGAUCUAGCACCACCCUCUUACGAGCAGGCCGUUCCGAGAGGGCCACCUCGACCUCAGACUCCGGGCAAUCCUGAUCCCGACACGUUUGACCGCGAGGAGAAGCCCAGGAGACAGGGCAGCGAUGCACCCGCAUCACGUCAAGGUUCGAUAGCCCAUGGGGACGACGGGUCUCGGUCCUACAGUGCGCAAGGUCGUAGGCAACAUCCAUAUGAUGAAACGACGCGAAGGGCCAGUCAUCGGUAGUCAGUCUCGAAUGGACCGCAUACGACCCCGUCGUCGCUGGAAAGGAUUUGGGUUCCCCGAGCAUACUAUUCCAAGAAGCAGCUGUGGUGAUGGCAACAGUUGGACCGAGGAGGACCUCUUCAUGCUAAAUUUGCUGAUUAGAAGUCCCAGGCUUGCAGUUCCAACGUUGGUGACCGGGAACACCACAAGGAUCUUUGGACGUGGAUGCCAAUCUCUCUGGGUUAAGGCGGCCGUGCCUUUGUCGAUGCAGAGCUGAUCGAGCCCCGCCGUGCAGUACUCGCACUCACUGUUUUGUUUCCCCUGCGGCGCGCAUCAGGGAAGGAGUCACCACCUGGUUUCUGGCAUUCGACAUGAGUCGUGGAUAUCAGUGUCAGUUUCUGAUUUGCAUUUUUGGGCGUGGCGCUUAGCAUCGAGCUUGAUGUUAGUUUCAUUCUGGAUGGAGAUGGGAUACCUGGACCAAGCGAUAGAUUGAAGAACGGGGAGGGAUAUCGAAGAAUGAAAUCCGUGCCUGAUCGGAUCAAGGUUGCUUGCCGUUGCGUAUGGGGCGUUGGCCAAAGAGCCUUUCGCCGCAUAACAGUCGUUGCACGGGAGGAGAAGUUGACAGGUGGGAAGUUGCACAUCUCCCAGAUCUGUGCGCAUGCAGUAAUCGAGCUGUUGCAACGUUCUUGCAUCGGCAGUUUCAAGUCAUGUUAUCGCCUGUGACCGCGCACAAUGGCAGCUGCCCACGACUGCAUCGACCAGGUCAUUUUGGUGUUGAAAGUAGA
Molecule: messenger RNA, 2121 nt
Organism: Exophiala xenobiotica
Lineage: Eukaryota; Fungi; Ascomycota; Eurotiomycetes; Chaetothyriales; Herpotrichiellaceae
Exons: 4
Coding region: 419-1357 (312 amino acids)
Source: RefSeq, a predicted model, not a curated record